Jaculus jaculus (lesser Egyptian jerboa) is the source of this 1571-nucleotide messenger RNA. RefSeq names its product amnion associated transmembrane protein (gene Amn). Gene Ontology annotation, cellular component: endocytic vesicle; apical plasma membrane. The record is from RefSeq and is a predicted model, not a curated record. Gene Ontology annotation, biological process: receptor-mediated endocytosis; intracellular protein localization. The transcript is spliced from 12 exons. The coding region runs from base 52 to 1425 and encodes 457 amino acids. NCBI's taxonomy places the organism in Eukaryota, Metazoa, Chordata, Mammalia, Rodentia, Dipodidae.
CGUGGGUCCCGCGGGGUAAAGUCCACGCCUGCGACCGGGAGCCCAGGCGAGAUGGGCGCGCUGGCACGAGUCUUGCUGUGGCUGCAGCUCUGUGCACUGACCCAAGCGACCUACAAACUCUGGGUCCCCAACACCGACUUCGAUACCGACUCCAACUGGAGCCAGAACCGGACCCCGUGCGCGGGAGACGCUGUCCAGUUCCCUGCCUACAAGAUGGCGUCGGUCCUGGUGCGAGAGACUCACACUAUCGCGGACAUGCUCCUACCCAUGGAUGGGGAGUUGGUCCUGGGCCCUGGAGCAGGAUUCGCCGCCGCAGGAGCUGGCUCUGGCACAGGCUGUCACUCGGGCGCUCCAGCCCUCUUCCGCAACCCCGACCGCUUCUCCUGGCUUGACCCACUCGCGUGGCGCUCGGGGGACGAGGCGCGCGGGCUGUUCUCCGUGGACGCGGAGCGCGUGCCCUGCCGCCACGACGACGUCCUCUUCCCGGCCGAGGCCUCCUUCCGCGUGGGACUCGGCCAGGGCGUCAGCCCCGCGCACGUCCGCAGCGUGGCGGCCCUGGGCCAGACGUUCACGCGCGACGAGGACCUGGCCGUCUUCCUAGCGUCGCGCGCGGGCCGCCUGCGCUUCCACGGGCCGGGCGCGCUGAGCGUGGGCUCCGAGCCCUGCGCCGAGCCGUCGGGCUGCGUGUGCGGCACGGAGGAGGCGCUGCCGUGGAUCUGCGCGGCUCUGCUCCACGCCCGGGGCGGCCGCUGUCCCCGCGCCGCCUGCCACGCCGCGCUCCGGCCCGAGGGACAGUGCUGCGACCUGUGCGGAGCCAUCGUGUCGCUGACCUACACCUCCUCGUUUGACCUGGACCGCUACCGGGAGCGGCUGCUGGACCUCCUGCCCCAGUACCCAGGGCUGCAGGUGGCGGUGUCCAAGGUGCGGUCCUCGUCCCGGCAGCGCACGGACGCGGAGAUCCAGGUGGUGCUGGCAGAGACGCGGCCCGAGGCGGGCGCGGCGGGGCGGAUGGCCAGCGCGCUCCUGGCCAACGCGGAGGAGCACGGCCCGGAGCUCGGCAUCCGAUCUGCGGCCGUGCGUCGGUCCGGCGCGCCGGUCGCGGAUGGCCCCGCGGCAGAGCUGUCCGGACCUGGGUACCGCGCGGGGCUGGCGAGCGGCGUGGUGGCUGCUGUGCUGCUGGCGCUUCUGGGGACCGCGCUGCUACUGCGCCGCGCAGGGAGGCUCAGGUGGAGAAGGCGUGAAGACAUAGGUCCCGCAUCCGCAGGGAUGCCGCUGGGUUUCUGCAAUCCAAUAUUUGACAUCACGUCCUUCAAGGAGCAGCACCCUGUGGGGACACCCAGCCCAGCUCCAAAGGAGGACCACGGUACCAGCCAAAGCUACUUCGUUAACCCACUCUUUGCUGGAGAGGCAGAGGCCGAGGCCUGACCUCCAGUGGUCCCCUACCCUUCCUUCCGACCUUCCUCUUGGUGCUGAGAGGUUGCUGGGCCUUCGAGCUGCGGGCCCUUCAUCCUGAGACCUCGGCUUCUCUGGCUGGAGGCUUUGUCCAAUAAAAGGGUUUCUUCUUCCCCCUC